AUGAUCAUCAUUGACAUGCGCUGGAGGUGUGUUGUACUGGUUCAAGUGUACGGCAUCGACCUUGAUGUUGUGCGGUUGAUCCUCGGAAUGUCACGGCGAUCCGUGGCAAGAUACAACGCCAUGUUCACAUGCACAGGACACGUAAUUGGUAACUGGUGGCCAGUUGACGUGAUCGCUUGGGUGCAAGACUACGCCGUCUGCACCCUUGCUUCUACAUUGAAGAACGCUAAGCAGCGAUUCGACAUCAUUUUCUUUCGGUCAGGAUCGUUUCCGUCGCAACCAUUUGUCGAGUACUCAUGCAAGACCUCGGGCUGA
Molecule: messenger RNA, 315 nt
Organism: Aphanomyces astaci
Lineage: Eukaryota; Oomycota; Saprolegniomycetes; Saprolegniales; Verrucalvaceae
Exons: 1
Coding region: 1-315 (104 amino acids)
Source: RefSeq, a predicted model, not a curated record